AUGAAGCCAGUUGAUUAUAAAGUCGAGAAUGCCAUCAGCAGAAACGCUCUAACCGCGGAGGCUACUGUGACUCGGAUCCCGUCUAUCUCAACUUCUCCGGGGCAAACCGUCAAGAUCACUUGUACCAUGUCAGGUCUUAGCUUCAGGACUUCGGACGCGAGCUGGUGCUGGCAGAAGCCGGGCAGCGCCCCCGACCUUGUGUGGUAUAGAAACACCAGAGCAUCUGGAAUUCCAGAUCGGUUUAGCGGUUCCAUGAACUCACGGAACAACCAGAUUGAUUUAACUAACAGCAACGUGCAAUCGGAAGACGCCGCCGAUUAUUACUGCGCUGUAUGGGACGAGAUGAUACUCACCUUCGGGAGAGGAAACAAACUGAAUCUGGGCACUCCUCGGUCCCCCACCGUUUCUGUUGCCCCUUCAGCGGAUGAAGUCGCAACAAAAGGCAGCGCCACCCUGGUGUAUGUGGUGAACGGGUUUAAUCCGGGCACUGUGGACAUUGAGCGGACUAUGGACGGCAGUGCUAGAAGCGAUGGCGUUGAGACUAGUCGGGUACAUCAGGAGACGGACAACACGUUCAGUGCGAGCAGCUACCUGACUCUGCCAGCCUCAGUCUGGAGCUCACACGAGCUUUACUCCUGUGUGGUUAAACACGAGACUCAGGAAAACCCGCUGAAGGCAAACAUCGCGAGAUCCAGUUGUAUGUGA
This is a messenger RNA of Pristis pectinata (smalltooth sawfish), 705 nucleotides long. RefSeq names its product immunoglobulin lambda-1 light chain-like. The record is from RefSeq and is a predicted model, not a curated record. Gene Ontology annotation, biological process: immunoglobulin production; immune response. NCBI's taxonomy places the organism in Eukaryota, Metazoa, Chordata, Chondrichthyes, Rhinopristiformes, Pristidae.